GGUUGCUAUGUCAACCGGCUCUCCUCUUUCGGAAAAAAGAAUUCGUCUCAUCACCAGUUGCGUCGCGUGCGUGUUUGCCGAGGUUUUCCCUUUCGCUAAAAAUCGUCUGCACGCUUUUCCCAAAAUGAGGUCCUGAUCCUGACAGUUCAUAGGUCGAAUGUUUUUAUCUUUAUCCUACUUUCUCGGUAGUACUUCAAACCCUGGAGGGAGGGAAAAAUCGGACGGAUUUAGUGUUUUUCUAUUUUUUAUUGUGCUGACUUGUGAAGUUUCGCUAUAUUUAUAACAGACCAGGACACCUUUGCAUUGUUGAUAUCAUUAAUUCUCGGUAUCGGUUCAGAUAGCCGAGAUAGUAGCAGAGCGUUCUUAUUUCACGACAGCAUUUGUAAAAAAACAGCGAGUGGUUCGAACGUUUUCGAAAUCAGUUGUUCGAAUAGUUGUUCAUUUAAUUGAGUCGAAUCUAAUAUUUUGUGAUAGAGCCGUUAUCGUGAAACAGUUCUUGUUCUUUAAGAACAAUUUUUUAUAAUUUGCAUUUUAUUCUGAAAUAAUUCUUUGAGUAUUCAUCUGAUUGUGAUGAUAAUUCAAUAAUUUCUGAGAUUACCGGUAUUGAGAAAAUUCAUAUUCAUUCAGAACAAUUCUUGAUGUGUAUUUUAUUAUGAAUUUUUGUUUAUUGUCAAUGAAAUAAAACGUAACGUAAAAGGUUUGAUGUCGUCAAGAGAAGAGUUGUUAGUUUUGCUAUUUGAAGAAUGCGUGAAAGAACUUAGAGGACGCCUUGUUAAUUUCAAAGUCGAAAAUAAAUUUUAACCUUGCUUUGUUCCGUGAUCAAGAUGGACCCUUUUAACAGAAAACAACAUGCUUCUCCUGAGGGUGCUUCGAAAAAAAUUAGAUCAAGGAUAUGAUUCUCGAGAAUCCCAGUUAAUUUGUUUCCAAUGAUGGAUACACAUUGUUAGCAUAAAAGAACAAAGAAAAUUGUCCAGUUUAAUUUCAAAGACCGCACCCAAACUUUUCUUCUUCUGUAUCGCGGAGAUUUCACUGCUUCACACUAUUUAUUAUAAUUUUUAUUCUUUUCGUUUUCGCCCUAGGAUUAAACGCGAUCAACGAAAUAGCAAAAAGAACUGAUUCGACCGCUUAGAAGGCCUCACGAACCUAGCGAAGACUGUGAGUGAAAAAAUAAAAGCUACAAAUAAACGUAUUUGUGUUUUGAUUUUUGUUUCUUAGCUUUGAGAAAUAGUUCGCGGGCAAAUAAACGUUUUCACUUCGUCAACAAAGAGAAGAAAAGAGUUACGCAGCUUGUGUGGUUUCUGAUUUCAAAUGCACAGAUUACGUGUGAAAUGUGGACAGUGUUUAUGCAUGAAUUGGCAACUUAAGUGUUGAUCGAAAAUUCUCGGUUUGGAGACCGGUUGGAAGGAACUCUCCACGAUGUUGAAGCUCCUUCUCAGCCACUGGCAAGCCCACAGGGAGCCUCUGCCCUUCGUGCUUACUGACGAUCCACUCUACUGCAGUCAUCUUACCAAAUCUCCUUUUCCAGAAGUCUAUUCAGUCAACAGAGUGAACCCCAUCUUCGAGGAUGAUGAAAUCGAGACCAAGAGUGAGAUCUCCUCCAUCCACUUAAAAAGAUCUCUCAGCGAGGAACAACGAGAAAACGAGACUCGUGCCUCUGACGACACCGGCUAUUCUUCCAGCACCCAUUUCAAGAGUGUCACAACAGCAGACAGCCUCACCGACGAUGUGGGGUCGCUGGAAGCUCGGCACAUGAGCUCGGACUCAGAUGAGUACUCGCAACCAGAAGAAGUCAUCGUGUCAGUCGAUGUCCAUAGGGUGUCCUAUCCUGAAGACGUCAUAGUCUUGUCGUCCAAUUCCUCAAAUUGUAGCCACACCUUCAGUGCCAAUUCUUACAGUAGCAACUUCGAAGAGAGUAGUGACAUUUCGCAGGAGCCAUAUGAUAGUUUGACUAUGUCCAGUACUGCAGACGAAAGGCCAAAAAUAGAAACAAAGAGGCCCAAUUCAUUGGUCAGAGAAAAACUGCAAAGACUGUUAGAGAAAGGUAAUGACCAAUCUUCAGAAGCAUUCUUAGACUCCCUCGACGCAAAACCCAGUGUGGAACGCGAGAUGGAGAAAACCAAAAGUGAUCUGAUGAAGUCCCUAACAAGAGUUCUCAACAACAAAGUGCCAAACAGAGACGAAAGACAAGAAACUGUUACUCGAACAGACAGCGCUCUGGACGACCAACAUGUCAGAUCCAAGUCCCUAGAUCGCAAAAGUACUUCUAGUUCUACUUCGCCAAAGACUUUAUACUUUUCCCAAAACUCUUCUCAGAGAAAUAGUGGUGUAACAAGACAGGACGAAUCGAGCAACUCUAGUUUAAUUAGCUUUACGAAACCGAGGAAGCAUCGCAGCAACAAGCAUUCCUCAGAAAAGGAAUCAAAGAGAAACAGUACUACAAGUAAUCAAGAAUCUUUUGACACUAAAAAAUCCCAUGAAUCCCACAAAUGUAAACUAUGUGAGAAUGCUCAUAGGCCUUUAGCAUUCCACCAGUUGUUACCUGGUCAUUGGAGUUACGACAAUGUAUAUCUUCCUCAAAUGUCAGGCAUGUGCUGUUCCUGUAUGCACCACCACGUCAAUUCGAUGAUUCCUUCCUCCGAUGAUGAUGUUUUCUUCCCUAUGUACUAUCAUCCGCCAGAUGUGGCAAGAGCCAGGCAUUCUUGGGCACCUUAUACCAAUUCACGUGUUUUGCCUGAUAACCUUCCAAAGCGUAAGAGAUCAUCAGAAGACAAAAGCGCCUCUACAACCCAAAAAGACAACAGCAGGGAAACAUCGAGCACAAGAUACGGUUCUGAUGGAAGUUCGAGAGAAACUGAUAGCUCAGAUUCGAACCAGCUGAAGAAGUCUCUGUCCGAGAGGCGAUCGCUCAGAGAACCCAAAAAAUGCAAGUGUGAACACUGCUUAGAGUCAGCGCUGGAUAAAAACGGGGUGCAUCCGUCCCAAUUAGGAAGUCACACAUGCCCCUGCCAUUGCUUAUCUCACAGACGAGUUAAAUUUGCCUCUGACUCGGAUGUUUCACAGCAUAGGCAUAUGCAUUCUGUUCCUUUUCGAAUCGGAAAAGAUGGAGAGAAACUGAUAAAUGGCGAUCCAAUUAAUGCAGCAUUCGUUAUGAGCUUGCCUCAUCUUAAUGGGCAUGCUUUAAGCAGUAACCAAGGGGUCAAAGAAAACGGCCUCAAAUCCAAAAUGGCAUCUCCUAUCAUUCCCAGAGGAUUAAAAGAACCAGUUAAAAUGGACGAACUAUACCGAUCCUACCCGAUCAAUUUCCGAGAAUGGGAAGCACACUACCGAAGAAACUUCCUCCAGAAGCGAAGAAAGAGAGCCCUCAACAUGGUCGGCAUGGCCAUCGGGAUCAUCUUAGUAGUCGGGAUCGCCGUUGCACUGACUUUUGUUUUCCUCAGGAUUAGAAGAACGUGAUGACGGCUUCGGAUAGGUUUAUGAAAUACUGCAACAACAAUUCCCAUGUUUUGAGUAAAAUAUAAAUGCAGUCAAACUUUACUCCGAAUAAUUGAAUUGUGAGUCGCCAAAGCUAAUUCUGUAAAAUAUCCCAUGCCCCAGAUAAGCACAGCCCGUUGCACAAUAUUGUACGAUAUUAUAUGAUAUUAACCAACAUUCCACAAUAUUCCCUAUUAGCACAAAAUACAUAACAAUAUUGUUGCGAUAUUGGCAUGCGUUAAGAAUAUCGUACAGCAUUAUAGAAAUGCCGUACAAUAUCUUGUGAUAAUAGGGUUGAGAAUACUGAUCAAUGUCACACAAUAUUGUACAAUAUUAUAUGAUAUUAACCAACAUUCCACAACAUUCCCUAUUAGCACAAAAUACAUAACAAUAUGGUUGCGAUAUUGGCAGGCGUUAAGAAUAUCGUACAGCAUUAUAGAAAUGCCGUACAAUAUCUUGUGAUAAUAGGGUUGAGAAUACUGAUCAAUGUCACACAAUAUUGUACAGUAUUUGGAUGCUGCUAGGGAUAUUAUGAAACAAAUAAAUAAUGAAUCCGAGGCCUUAAUGAUAAAUUACUUUUCAUUAGAGUAACACUUAAUAUGGAAUUCAUUAAUAAAAAUAUUCAUAAUCUUAACUGAAUUAAAUGUCGUAUUUAUAUUUUACUUUAGUGGCCUUUGGUCUUAAAUGUUAUGUAAUAUGUGAUGAAUAACCGAAACUUGACCAUUAUUUAUAAGUUGGCACUGCUGUCAAAGAUUAUGUCAGAUAUAGUGGCGUAAAGAGGAUAAUAUGCGGAUGGCGCAAAAUAUAGUCUUUUCGUCGCCAAGUCAUUACUGAAGCGUAACAAAAAUAAAAUAGAGACUAGUGCAUGUUAUUUUCUUGUCUUUCAUCAUACCGAAGUUACAUAAAUGUACUAAUAUUUGGUCUAUACGGAAUCCGAAACAUUUACACUGGCCUGUGCCAUCUAGUUUCUGCGCCUCUGCUUCAAUAUUUGGCAUAAAGAUUGGCGGUCAAAUAGAAAAAACACGUCGCACUAAUUUUGCCAAUAUGUUUAAAGCCAAAUAGGUAGCCCAUGAAUUCUUACUAUGCCUAUAAUGAUAUGAAAUAGAUAUUGACGAGUCUAAAAAUUUUACCAUGUACCAUAUUUAGUUGGCAACCGAAUCCUCUUGUGCAUGUCUUGCUAGCACAAUAAUCGUUAAUUUACUUGAGUUUGAGAAAUUAAGAUUAUUUAUUCAUUUUCUUACAUUACAAUAUUUCACACCAAUCAAUUCGGUUUUUUUGUCUUUUUCAUAAUAGAAUUCAUAAAGUUUUGCAAUGCCUUCCACUGACGAGUUUCCAUUAGGUAAAUGCAUAGGGCUAAAUAAAUAAACUUGUAAAAAAUGGAAAUUAUAUAUUAAGAAUAAUAUUAGCACUUUGUCAUGUACAAUUGGUCAUGUUCUUAUUUACUUCAUAACAAUUAGCAUAGUAUUUAUAAAAACGGCCUGCUUAAAUAAUAUUGUGUAAAAAUAGUUUGUGAGUAGAAAGCUAGAUUAUUAAAUAGGCACAUGCCUAAGGACCCACAAUUUUAGAGCACUCAAAGCCCUAGGUUUUUUUUUUUUUUUUUUUUUUUUGCAUUAUAUUUAAAAAUUAUUUGAUUUUAUGUUUUCAUUUGAUUAUAAAGCCAUGGAAUCGAAUUUACUCAAAUAUUAUUUUAAUCAAUUUGGAACAUUAUUCCUAAUUAACAACCAUUUGAAAUUUUUAUAUUGUAUUAUGUUAUUUUAUAUCCUAAAAGAUGCUAUAUAAUUUUUUUUAACUAUCCAAUCCCAUUAUUGAAUAUUAUUUAAAUUGUGACCAGCUAAGUACCUUUUUUUGCAUUAUUGUUUUUAAUUAUUUUUAAAUCGCAAUUUAACAUAUUUUUAUAUUCAGUACUUUGAAACAUUUUUUUUUUUUUAAAUGACCUUAAAGUAAAUGUUUUAUUAUUUCAGUUUGUCAAAAUUUGCUACUUAAAAUUACUUAAAUGAAAAUAAAAUUAAAAAUCGAUAAAGGGAUAUUUGGUUUUGAAAGUUUGGAGGAAAAAGGGGCCCCCGAGAUUUACAUAGCUUAAUGGCAAUUACAAGACAUAAUCUGGCCCUGAUAUGUAGUCAUGAGUUGCAAUAAAUAAAUUAAAACAUAUACAUUUCCACAAAGCUUCUAAAAAAAUUAACCUAAAAUAAAUCAUUAAAUGAUGAUUAGAUUUAAAAUGAGUGAAACAGUUUAUUAAAAAAAGGAAGCCACAUAUUGGGCAUUGUUCAUUGAAUGCUUAAAUCUGCCAAUGAUCUCUUUCAUAACAAUUAAGGUAACAGAAGCAUUUAAUAUUGUUUCAUAAUUUGUCAUAUGGUACAAAAAAAAUCUUUGAAUAAACAUUACAUUGAUGUUUGUUUAUUGUUGUUUGGAUAAGUGAUUUCUUUACAUAUGAUUAUUUUAAGUUUUAAACUUUUAUAAAAUAUCAUACACAUGGGAAAUUAGAUGAACUGUAAAUAGUAACUGAUGAAGGCACUACAAUUCAAGUUCUUUGUAGUAAUGUUUGACUGUAUCUGACUGAUUUUUGGAACCCAUUCAAUAUUAGAUGCAACACACUUUCACCCUUCAGAUUUAUUCUGCAAAAGAAUAAAUUAAAAAAAGGUAAAAUUCCACAAAAAGAGAAAUCUGCAUAAUCACGUAAGCAUUGCAGGUUCAAUGUAUGUUUGAAAAUGCCUACAAAGUCCUAUAUUUAUUCGAUAAUUUCUUUUGUGAGUGAAAUUGUCUCAAAUUUUUCUUUUUAAGUGUUUGUCAUUUAAAAUUUGAAAUAUAAAAAAAAUCAUGAAAAAUGAAAUAAAUACUAUAUA
Messenger RNA from Argiope bruennichi, 6311 nucleotides. RefSeq lists its product as uncharacterized. The coding region runs from base 1417 to 3453 and encodes 678 amino acids. The record is from RefSeq and is a predicted model, not a curated record. The transcript has 3 exons. NCBI's taxonomy places the organism in Eukaryota, Metazoa, Arthropoda, Arachnida, Araneae, Araneidae.